Callorhinchus milii (elephant shark) is the source of this 6127-nucleotide messenger RNA. RefSeq names its product unc-51 like autophagy activating kinase 2 (gene ulk2). The record is from RefSeq and is a predicted model, not a curated record. Gene Ontology annotation, molecular function: ATP binding; protein serine/threonine kinase activity. NCBI's taxonomy places the organism in Eukaryota, Metazoa, Chordata, Chondrichthyes, Chimaeriformes, Callorhinchidae. Gene Ontology annotation, biological process: peptidyl-serine phosphorylation; axon extension; autophagy. The transcript is spliced from 27 exons. Gene Ontology annotation, cellular component: autophagosome; cytoplasm. Bases 572 to 3688 code for a protein of 1038 amino acids.
UCGCUUGUUGUCAUCGGUUUGUCAACGGUUCGGGUCGGGGCGCCGCGCGCGUGAAAGGCCAUCAGCUGCUGUCAUCAUGACAAAAGAAACCAUAAUAAACUGCCGCAUCAUGUCCCAUAAGUGAACAACCACCCUGUGCCCGAAACGCCUCCUCGUCGUCGUCGUCGAUAUCAUUUACCAAUUAUUAUCACCACUAUGCUUGUGUGUUUGUUUGUUUUUUUCAAAAAAAAGUUUAUCCCCGAAAAGCAUGAACAAGGAUAAAGCGUCCGUGGAAUGGGAUUAUGGUGGGAGCGCUGCUGGUGCCGCCGCCACCACCACCACCACCGCCACUGCUGCUGCUGCUUCUUCAUCAUCUUCUGUUCCUUGUUCUUCUUCACCAUCAUCAUCAUCUUCAUCAUCUUCAGAACUGGUGCUAAUCAUCGGGAAAGUCGGGGUUUGCUACGUGAACGCGCUGACGAGCGACGAGGAAGGAGCCACCCGGGCAGCGUCGACCUCCGCUUCUCCAGCCGUUACUUUAGUUUCGCCGUUUCUCUCCUCUUAGCCCCUCUCCGCGCCGCCGCCGCCGCCUGUUAUGGAGGUAGUGGGCGACUUCGAGUACAACAGGAAGGAUCUGAUCGGGCACGGGGCGUUUGCUGUGGUCUUUAAAGGCCGUCACAGGAAGAAACCAGAUUGGGAAGUGGCUGUAAAAUGCAUAAACAAGAAGAAUCUAUCAAAAUCACAAAUCCUUCUCGGGAAAGAAAUCAAGAUAUUAAAGGAACUCCAACAUGAGAAUAUUGUAGCUCUUUAUGAUGUUCAGGAGACACCAAACUCAGUCCACUUGGUGAUGGAAUAUUGCAAUGGGGGUGACCUGGCAGAUUAUCUACAAGCCAAAGGGACACUUAGUGAAGACACCAUUAGAAUCUUUCUCCAGCAGAUCGCUGCUGCGAUGCGUGUGCUUCACAGCAAAGGAAUCAUUCAUCGGGAUCUGAAACCACAGAAUAUUCUCCUGUCGAAUAUUAGCCGGAAAAAAUCUAACGUGAAUGGCAUUCGAGUCAAAAUAGCGGACUUUGGCUUUGCCCGGUAUUUGCAGAGUAACAUGAUGGCUGCCACUUUGUGUGGGUCCCCCAUGUACAUGGCACCCGAGGUCAUCAUGUCACAACAUUACGAUGCCAAGGCAGAUCUUUGGAGUAUAGGCACUGUAAUAUUUCAGUGCCUUGUUGGCAAGCCUCCUUUCCAGGCAAACAGCCCACAGGACUUGAGGUUCUUCUAUGAGAAGAAUAAGAAUUUAGUGCCUAACAUCCCAAGUGAAACUUCCAGUCAUCUGGGUGGCUUGUUGCUUGGCUUGCUUCAGAGAAACCAGAAGGAUAGAAUGGAUUUUGAAACAUUCUUCAACCAUCCUUUCAUGGAUCAAGCUCUGUCAGUCAAAAAAUCAUGCCCUGUGCCUGUACCCACGUGCCCUGGUUCCGUUUCUGGCAGUUCGUGUAGCAGUUCUCCAUCUUGUCAUUUUGCCUCUCCUCCUUCCUUGCCAGACAUGCAACGCAUACAGGAAGACACCCUGUCUUCUCCACCCUUGGGGCCGCCUAACUAUCUGCAGGUUUCCAAAGACUCCGCCAGCAGCGGUAGUAAGAACUCUUCAUGUGACACAGAUGACUUUGUUCUAGUUCCACAUAGCAUCUCUUCAGACCAGUCGUACGAUAUGCCAUUGGGGACAGUUGGCAAACGGCCUUCCAGUGAAUUUCUGAUGUGUGGAGGGCAGUGUCAGCCUCCUGUGUCCCCACGUACUGAGUCAGCUCCUAUUCCGGUUCCUACGCAGAUUCAAAACUAUCAGCGGAUUGAACAGAACCUGCACGUUACGUCCAGCCACAACACUAAUCCCUAUGGGUCACCCAGGUCUGGAAUGGUGAAGAGAUCCAACACAAGCCCGAUGGGUUUUAUGAAGCCAGGAUCCGGCUCGCCGGUGGCAGCAGAUGUGCCGCCGAAUUCAGGCCGUAGGCUCUCCACGGGAUCCUCCAGACCAUACUCGCCUUCACCACUAGUUGGAACUAUCCCUGAACAGCUUGGUCACUGCUGCUGCAGCCUGCCUCAGGGGCACGAGUCAAGGUCUAGAACCCCAUCAGGUUCACCCUCACCACAGUCGCACUUAAUGGGUGCAAGACUCCAGAGUGCCCCAACCCUCACUGACAUUUACCAGAACAAGCAAAAACUACGCAAACAGCACUCUGAUCCAGUCUAUCCUUCAUCAGCUGGCUAUGGUUGCAGUCAUUCUCCUCAGCCUGGUAGGCCAGUAAGCCUUGGUACUUCUCCCACAAAGCAUAUGGGAACAUCCCCCAGAAGUUCAGAUUGGUUGCACAAAACCCCUUUACCUACUAUCAUUGGGUCACCAACAAAGGCCACUGCUCCUCUCAAGCUUCCUAAAACUCAAGCGUCUUCAAAUCUGCUUGCCUUGGUUGCACAGCAAGGAUUAGCUGAGAUUCCAGCACAGUCCAAAGCCAUGUUGGAAGUAAGGGAGUUCACCACUUAUCACAGUUCACAAGUGAAACAUGCAGUUUCUGAGGAUAACAAGACCACUUUUGGCAGAUCAGUAAGUACCGGAAAAUUGUCAGAGCAGUUAGUCAGGACUACGUUCGGAGGACAACCCUAUCAAGGCAGCACGGACAGUCUCAAUACGGAACGCCCAAUGGAUACAGCUCCAGCAGGUGCUUCUGGUUUGACAAUGGGUUCACCUGCCAUGGUAAUAGGAGUGUGCCCAAGGACUGUGGUGUUCACUGUAGGUUCACCACCCAGUAGUGUCACCCCUCCCCAUAGUAGUCAUAUGGUCACCAGAGCAAGAACAAUGUCAGUUGGCUCAAGUAGCCCCCUGGGGUCUCUGUGCUCCUACAGUGGCCGGAUUUACAUGGGUUCCCCACCAGGCGCUUACAUGGGCACCUCACCUCCAGGAGCCGAGGGCCCUUCAAGUUUGAAGUAUAUGACGUUUGGUACCUCCCCUCCCAGCUUAGAAGGAUUUAUCACAUUUGAAGCUCCAGAUUUGCCCGAGGAGACUUUAAUGGAGAGGGAACACACAGACACCUUGCGGCACUUAAAUACAAUGCUGACAUUUGUGGAGUGCAUUAUGGACAUCGCAGUGAUGAAAGGAGGUGGCUCUGACCUGGGAACCUCAGGUGCCUCACUGUACCAGAUCCAAGAGAGUGUUGUUGUUGACCAGAUCAGUCGUCUCAGCAAGGAGUGGGGGCAAGUUGAGCAGCUUGUGUUGUACAUGAAAGGAGCACAACUCUUGGCAUCCUCUCUUCACCUGGCUAAAGACCGUGUUAAAUCUGGCAAGCUGAACCCAUCCACAGCUGUUAAGCAAGUUGUUAAAAGCUUGAACGACCGCUACAAGUGUUGCAUCUCCUUUUGCAAGAAAAUGACAGAGAAGCUGAAUCGGUUCUUCUCUGAUAAACAAAGAUUUGUAGAUGAAAUCAACAGUGUUACUGCAGAGAAACUGAUCUACAGCUAUGCUGUAGAAAUGGUGCAGUCAGCAGCACUUGAUGAAAUGUUCCAGCAAACAGAGGACAUCACGUACCGGUAUCACAAAGCAGCAUUGCUGCUGGAAGGGCUGACAAAGAUUCUGCAAGAUCCGUCUGAUAUAGAUAACAUUCACAAAUACAAGACCAGCAUUGAACGCAGACUUUCUGCACUCUGUCAUGGCACGGUGGCUUUGUAUGAAAACUAGCCUUCCAUAAUGGACCACUUCCCUCAGAGCAGGGACCACCUCCCCUGGAUUAAACCCCAGCGUCUCGGAGUCGCCUUUUAUUUUUGUGCAUUUCUUUAUUCAGAAAAGAUAUUCCUCCCGCUUUUACUUUUUUCAGCUGAUGUCAGCUUACUAAGUGAAGGACGCUUGACUUCUGUUUUGAUAAGUUACCAAAGAAGAGUUCUUGAUGCAAAAGAAAGGAAUUUAUGUAUAUAAAUAUAAAGUAGAACUCCUGAGAACCCUCAGUGAUGUAGCAAAUUCUUUCAUUUUCACUUGCCUCAAAGAGGUAAAAUGUGGAACCGAUGUAUUGCUUCUGAAACCAGUUAUCAGUGGAGUGUGCUGACACAAAGCUUGGGAGUACAAUUGAAUUGUAACUUCUGUAUUUCACCAAGAACUCGCUGGGUACUUGAAACCUAUGUUCGGAGAGAAGGAUUACAGAGGAACUUUGUGCCUGGUCUGAUACAUUUGUUGCAUAUAUACAGGACUAUGUUGUGGCAACUCGACAAAUUUGUCCUUUUGCCAAUGAUUUUUUUUUAAAAAAGACACUAAUGACGUGAUGUGUGAAAACAGAUUUUUACUGCAGUUUUAAGUGUUGCCCCAAUCUACAGGUAGUGAGAGGCAUGUUGCCUUGCCAAUCCGUCUGAUGCUUCUUCACAUGCACAUCAAACCGACAAAACUGAUCUUGGAAGAGGAGAUGAGCACUUUAUGUGGAUAGGAAGUUCGUAGGGAACUCAUGGAGCUUACGGCCUGGGCCAACCCCCUGACGUAAACCAGAAGGGAAACGGGCAGUCUUUUGGAUGGAUAAAGCAAGCUAAAUUUUGCUCCCAAAACAUUAGGAGCAGUUGAAACCACAAAGAAUUUUGCUCCUAUAGAACCACUUCUGAUUGCACUACUACUAUUUGGACAUCUUUGAUAACAGUACUGUUAUGCAGGACUCCUUGUGAUCUAGAAGCUGCAAGAAUAGGAAAAGAGAAACUGUACCAGUUAAAUGAGCUCCAUUUAACAAAAGAGACCUUUUGGCGCUCGAGAGCACAAAAGUGCUUGAAGUUUCAAUUAAGACGGCAAACAAAAAAGCAAGCCUGUAUUAAUUACAAGCCUUUCCAUUUUUUUAAACUUGCUAAAUACUUGAGUAGUUGAUAUAGAAAAACAAACUGUAUAAUGAAACUAGUAUUUUUCCUUUUUUUUUUGCACCAGUGAUUGUUUGCUGACUUUUAAAAAAAAACUUUGGGGGCUGGCUUUAUGUUAUGCAUGUAAUAAGUGUGUUUGAAACCAGGGCCACUGGGCAUGAUAAUACUGUAUUACUAAUGCUGUUGUUCAGACAGUAUUAUGGAGAUAAAGCAUUUUGGUGUUGUACAGACUAACAUAAUAUUAGUAUUUGCAGGGGUGGUAAAAGUAUUGGGACCCUGGGAAUUGGAUCCAAAGCCAGAUUGGCUUGUUCAAGCCCAGUUGGGUAACUGGAGGGCCAUGUGUAACUUUGUGUCUAGAGCUAAGGAACUUAUUCAACUCCAAUCCUUGUGUAUAUAUUUUAUGUAACCAAGCGAAUAAGCACAAUAGUCCAUUUUUGUAUUGUAUGUGAUAUGAGGGCUGGCUAAGGCUUAAAGCCUAGUUCAGGGAGAAGUUAUCUCUUGGGUGUCUUGGGAAGGUCAGACGGACAUGAUGCUCCCAAGUGUUCCCGUGACAGGAUCUGAAAGGAUAUUCAGUUGGAAAUUUUAUUUUUGUAAUUUAAAAGAAGUGUGUGGUAUAUAGACACAAAAAGCGCAUUUUGGAAAAAAAAAACUGUGUGGUGCUCAUUAGGUAUGAUUCAGAAGUCACUGUGUGGAGAUCUUGUUUCGGUUUUCCCCUACAAUGUUUUUUUUUAACCUCUUUUUAGCACCUUGUUCGCAUAACUUUGCUUCCUGCCCAACAAACCGGGGCAGAAAGUCCGUUCACAAGAUGUUGAUCCUAGCAAGUCGGUAAAACAGUCGCCUGCUCUAGAGUUACAGAACACUUUUCCACCCUUGAGUAUUUUUGUUAUUCAACUGCUUGAAUACUUGAACUAAAUCCUUCAUACGAUCAUGUUUAACCUCUUGGAGACAGUGGAUUUGAAAUAUGACUGAACAUCUCCCAUGUAGCAAGGACUUUGUUUAGCUUUUUCAGGAGGCUUGUCCAAACUGUUUGCUCUCUUGCUUUAUACAAAGGAAACUAAUGUGUUUUAUUUAUCUAAGCAAUUCCAUUAAUUCUGAAGACUGUUUUUAUUUAUAAAAUAUUUGUACUAUUAGGUCUUUAAUACAGUGUUUCUACCUCUCAUUUGUGUAUAAUGGCAUGCAUAUUCUCUCAAAUCAGGUUGCAGACACAUUGACUUAUGUAGCAGCCUUUUUAAUAUGGCUUGUAUAGAUGUACAUUAAGGAGCCAGAAAUAAAAUCGUCCUGGAAUAUUAAUGGA